This is a messenger RNA of Anguilla anguilla (European eel), 9918 nucleotides long. Its product is annotated as A-kinase anchor protein 13-like. Bases 309 to 7469 code for a protein of 2386 amino acids. NCBI's taxonomy places the organism in Eukaryota, Metazoa, Chordata, Actinopteri, Anguilliformes, Anguillidae. Gene Ontology annotation, molecular function: guanyl-nucleotide exchange factor activity; MAP kinase scaffold activity. The record is from RefSeq and is a predicted model, not a curated record. Gene Ontology annotation, biological process: positive regulation of canonical NF-kappaB signal transduction; regulation of Rho protein signal transduction; adrenergic receptor signaling pathway. Gene Ontology annotation, cellular component: membrane; actin cytoskeleton. The transcript is spliced from 32 exons.
GGGCGGGGGGACGCCGAGGAGGAGAUUGCGAAGCGGGAGAGGAAGGGGGGGCGGGGCCGGCGGCCGGCUGUGGCACGGGGGAGGGAGAGCGCCGCGGAGUCGCUGAGAGGAGUCGGACGGAGGAACAGCGCUGCUGCUCUCUCGCCGGCUGCGACGCGUCGCGGAGAGAGUCUGACACGCUUGGGCAGGAAGGAGAGAGCCGCGCAGAGCAAGAGAGAGAGAGAGGAGAGGGGGGCGAGGGGGGACAGACAGGAGGCAGCGCUCGGCGGCAGGACUCAGAGCCCAGCGGGGACCCGUCGGAGACAGACAUGGGGCUCGCGCAGUCUCACCCCGAAUCGGAGUGGUACAGCGAAGGGGAGGAGGCCACUGAGACCGAGAGGGAGGAAGAGGGAGGGAGUGGGAGGACUGCUGAAGACGAUAGCUUGGGUGAAGGAGGGAGCGCUGGGGGGGAGGAGGACGGAGAGACGGAGGACCCGCACUCUCCCCUUGGCCCGGCUCUUUUGGGGGACGCUGGGGGCCGGUGUGAGGUGGGAGUCGCUGGAGAUCGGGCCCCCGAACCUGCACCCCCAGCGACAGGCGAGGAGGAACCGAAAUCGGAGAGCGAGGGCUGGCAACAAAGCAAGGAAACAGCUGCGGGGGAUGGAGGGACAGAGGGAGAGGGAGAGAGGGGGACAGAGAGGGGUGGAGAUGGAGGGGGGGGCCCCGGGCAGGCUGCGGGCCCCGUGCGAGAGCCGGCCCCCGGCAGCGCUCAGACAGAGACAGGAAAUCACAGCGAGGGAGAUAACAGCAGCGCUGAAUCACCAUCUGGAGCAAAGGGCGAGCCAGCACAGCCCGAGACUGCUGGAGGAAGCAUCAGCCAGUCAGGCGCACAGAUGGAGAGAGCCAAGGACUGCUUCGACCUAUCAGAUAUACGGAUGGAGAGAAGUGAGGAACAUCUCGGGCAGUCAGAGCUUACAGAGAAAUACCUCGACCAAUCAGAUAUGCAGAGAGAAAGAAUGGAAGAAUGCCUCGGCCAAUCAGAUCCUCUGAAGGGGAGUUCAGUGGAAUACCUUGGCCAAUCAGAGAGAGCGGAGCCUCACGCAGCAGCAGGAGAUACCACACCGGUGCAUAAUCCACUGUCUCUACCAGAGCUCACUAUCAAUGAGGAGAAACCUGCAGAUGACAUGGUACAGACCAUAGAACACACAAAAUGCCAACAACUCCCACUGCCUGAGCAUGACAUCACUUCCUGUUCUUCAGCCACAGAAACUGGUGUUGAAAAGGGGAGCCAGGAGGAAGAGGGCGGAGCCUGUGAUGUAAAUGCAGAGGCGGCCAAUGUGCACUCUGGCUCCAUGGCUGAAGCAUUUCACCUGCAUGAGGACUCCAGGAAGACAACAUUCAUACAGGAAGUGCAACCUCCUGAAGAGGAAGACAAGGGAACGCUAUUGGCCAAUGAUGGGAUCCUCUCAUCUGUGGGCACUCAUUGCACCUUAAGUGGGGUCAAUGCAGACAGUGAUGUUUGGAGAGAGGAAGAGAGAAGUGAUGAGAAAGCUGUGACAUCACUGAGUGAAGAGCCCCACCCACAGAUUCUAUCCAAUCAGGGCACAGCAGAGACAUUGAAGCACGAGCCCUCUGCAGGGGGUCACUGCACGGGGUCUGGACCCAAUCAGGAGAAUCAGGAAGCUGAGCUAGGGUCAGAGGUCAUGGAGAUAGACACAGAGGGAAUUAAUGCUCACUCAGGCCCCCAGAUAGAUGAGACCACACUGGGGUCAGAGGUCAUUGAAGAAGUUACAGAUGGGAAAAAUGUCCACUUAAUCACCUGCUCAGAGGAGACCACAGUGGGGUCAGAGGUCAUAGAGAUUGACACCGGCGGAAGUGUUGUCCAAUCAGCUAGCCAGAUUGACAAAAUCGUGCUGGGAUCAAAGGUCAUGGAGACAGUUACUGGUGGAAAUGAUGUCUGCUCAGAUGACCAGAUAGAGGAUACCACUCUGGGGUCAGAGGUUACGGAUGCUGUGACGGGUGAAAGUGAUGUCCACUCUGACAGUCAGAAAGAAGAGACCACGCUGGGGUCAGAGGUCAUGCAGAUAGUUAGAGUGGGAAAUGAUGUCCACUCAGACAGCUGCAGAGAGGAGAUCACACUGGAGUCAGAGGUCAUGGAGACAGUUACAGGUGGAAGUGAUGUCCGCUCUGACGGUCAGAAAAAACAAACUGCACUUGGGUCAGAGGUCACGGAGACAGUCAUAGGUGGAAGUGAUGUCCGCUCUGACGGUCAGAAAGAGGAGACCACAUUGGGGUCAGAGGUCACAGAGACAGUUACAGGUGAAAUUGAUGUUCACUCCGACAGUCAGAAAGAACAAACUGCACUUGGGUCAGAGGUCACGGAGACAGUCAUAAGUGGAAGUGAUGUCCACUCUGACAGUCAGAAAGAGGAGACCGCAUUGGGGUCAGAGGUCAUCGAGACAGUUACAGGUGGAAAUGAUGUUCACCCAGAUGGCCAGAAAGAGGAGACCACAUUGGGGUCAGAGGUCAUGGAGACAGUUGCAGGUGGAAGUGAUGUUCGCUUAGAUGGCCAGAAAGAGGAGGCCACAUUGGGGUCAGAGGUCAUCGAGACAGUUACAGGUGGAAAUGAUGUUCACCCAGAUGGCCAGAAAGAGGAGACCACAUUGGGGUCAGAGGUCAUGGAGACAGUUGCAGGUGGAAGUGAUGUCCGCUUAUAUGGCCAGAAAGAGGAGGCCACAUUGGGGUCAGAGGUCAUCGAGACAGUUGCAGGUGGAAGUGAUGUUCACUCAGACAGCUGCACAGAGGCGAUCGCACUGGGGUCAGAGGUUGCACAGACCGUUACGGCUGGAAGUGAUGUCCACUCAGACGGUUGCACAGAGAUGACCACAUCUGAGAGAGAGGUGGACACACAUGAGCAUGAGACCGCAGCAACCUUUGAGCCAGUAGUCGUUUGUUUGAACGACGUGAGCUCUGGAACCAUGAGCUCUCCCACAGACGGGGGGGAGCCUACAAGGGACCCCACGGUCACAAUGGACUGUGAGCCCGAGGAGGAGCUGGAACGUGUGGACAACAAAAACACCACACCCCAGGCCACGUCCCACGACCCCACUGCUCCUGAAGCAUCUCCUGAGAACUCUAACCCAGACUGUGCCGACGCUGCAGAGCAUCACGGUCCAUCCCUUGACCCCACCCUGGAGCUGAGGGGGGAGGAGUGUGAGGAUGUAGAGGAGAGGAAGAGCAAGACGUCUGUAGAGACGCACGCCAUGCCAGCAACAGAGGAUGUUUCCAUGGUGAGCCAGGAAGACAGUCGAGGAGGGCCGUCCUCAGCCGCUGCGACAGACGCAGGAGACGAAGAGAUCCACAGAGAGGGCGACUCUCUCCGCCCCUCCCCUCUGUGCGCAGACGCGGCUCAGGCGGAGAAGCGGAGCUCAGAGCAGCCAGAAUCCUCUCCGCGCCCGGCCCCUCGGAGCACAGGAAGCAGCGCGUCGCUCACCUGGCGCGACUCGGGCAGCGACGGCGACGGCUUCUUCGCCGCUGACGCAGGGGUGUACAGCGCAUUGCCAAAGGUGGAGGUAGAGUUGGUGUCGGGGGACAGUGUGAGCGAAGUGUCAGUUUCCUGCUCGUCCAAUGAUGACGCUGCAAGCCUUGGGCCUCCUGCCUCCGCCCCUGAAUGCAGCGUGGGGGGGAGGAGGAGCUGGAGUUCGGAGGAGGUGCAACGGGCAGGGGCAGCAGGGGCGGGGGAGGAGGAGGAGAAGGACCGCUUGACGGAGGUGCCCGCUGGCUCCGCCCUCCUGCUCUGCCCCGCCCGCUCCCCCUCCCCUUUCCGCCGACACAGCUGGGGGCCCGGGAGGAGCCCUGAGGGAGAGGCAGAGAUCAGUCAGCGCAGAUUAUCUGGGAGUCUGGCAAAAGGAAUGCCAACAUUUCAGAGGAGAAGUUACAGCCUGGAGGGCCUGUCCACGGACGGCGACGGUACGAGGGACCGCCUCAGACGGCGGGCGACGGCCCCGUGCCGCGGCCUGGCGCCCCGCCCCCGGAGCGCGGAGAGGGGGUCCGCGGCCUCGCUGACGGAGGACGAUCUGGGGGAGGAGCUGGGGCAGCGUAGCAACAGCCUGGGCCGACAGAUAUCGGCAGUGUUCCGCCCUAAAAAGCGUAUCCAUGGCUCCAUGACCCUGCCCCUCUCCAAGUCAGUGUCCCUGUCGGCCAUCAACCAGAGGGAGCAGGACGGAAUGAGGUCUUCCUCCAGCGUCUCCAGCUCUUCGGCUCAACGCAUCUCAGAAGAGGCCCCGGGGCCCCUGAGGGCUGGUGAGGAGGGGAAGAGCGCCACCAAGGUGGGGCGCACCUUCAGCUACAUCAGGAGCAAGAUGUACAAGAAGACCAAGGAGAAAGAGAAGGAAAAGAACAGAGGCAAAGAAAAAGAAAAAGAGGUGAAAGAGAGGGACAAGCGAACAUUGAACGGACAUGUCUUCAGUGCCGUAAGCUCCGCCCCCGUGCAGUGUCACCAGUGCCACAAAACCAUCACCGCAAAGGAGGCAUUCAACUGCACCAACUGCAAUGCACAUGUUCAUAAACCCUGCAGGGAAACUCUGCCUGCCUGCACCAGGACCAAGAUGAAGGUGAAUGAGCUUCAGAAACAGCAGUUUGCUGUACCAGAUCCAGGCAUUUUGAGAUGCAAAUCCGCAGCCCAGAGGGAGCAGCCGUGGGCGGUGCAGGCUGCAGAUGUGGACGGCUCACGCAGACCCAGCAGCAUCAGACCGUUCUGCAGCACUAACCUGUCCAAGAGCAUCUCAGUCAGCAACAUCGCAGGCCCGGGGUUGGACGAGAUCCCUUUGAAAAGCCUGCGCUACCUGUCCCAGUCCACGGACUCUCUGAACCAGACCAGCAAGGUCAACGAGUCCACCGAGUCCCUCACAGACGAAGGGACGGAGAUGAUGGACAGCCAGCUGAUGGGCGAGUUCGAGGCGGAGGCGAAGGAGCUGGAGCCCGAAUCCUGGACCUUCACCGUGGGCAAGAAGUACCUGAAGCAGCUCCGCAAGGACGUCAUUAAGAGACAGGAUGUGAUCUACGAGCUGGUGCAGACGGAGAUGCACCACGUGCGCACGCUGAAGAUCAUGUCGGAGGUGUUCAGCAAAGGGCUGCAGAAGGAGGUGCAGCUGGAGGCGCAGACGGUGGAGCGGGUCUUCCCCAUGCUGGACGAGCUGCUGGAGGUCCACAGCGGCUUCCUGGCCGGCCUGCUGGACCGCAAGAGGGAGGCCCGGCCGGAGGAGGGGGAGGCCCGGCGGGAGGGGGACGACACCGCCAACUUCCUCAUCCGCAGGAUCGGAGACGUGCUCGUCACACAGUUCUCGGGCAGCAGUGGCGAGCGCAUGAAGAAAGUCUACGGCAAGUUCUGCGGCCGCCACAAGGAGGCGCUCAACUUCUACAAGGAGCUGCACGCCAAAGACAAGCGAUUCCAGGCCUUCAUCAAGAGGAAGAUGAGCAGCCCCGUGGUCCGGCGCCUGGGCGUCCCCGAGUGCAUACUGCUGGUGACCCAGCGCAUCACCAAGUACCCCGUGCUGCUGCAGAGGCUGCUGCACAACACCAAAGAGGGGGAUGAGGACCGGGCGGCGGUGGCGCAGGCCCUGGGGCUGGUGCGGGAGGUGACGUCGGCGGUGGACCGGCGGGUGAGCGAGCUGGAGCAGAAGCAGCGGCUGCGGGAGGUGUACCGGCGCACGGACGGCCGCUCCAUCAUGCGCAUGCACAGCGGCCAGAUGUUCGCCCGCGAGGACCUGCUGCGGGGGCGGAGGCUGCUCCACCACGGGCCCCUGCAGCUCAAGACCUCCACCGGCCGGCUGAAGGACGUGCAGGCCCUGCUCCUCUCCGACGUCUUCGUCUUCCUGCAGGAGAAGGACCAGAAGUACGUCUUCGCCUCGCUGGAUCAGCGGUCCUCGGUGCUCUCCCUCCAGAAGCUGAUCGUGCGGGAGGUGGCCAACGAGGAGAGGGGCCUGUUCCUCAUCGCCGCCGGCGAGGAGCGGCCCGAGAUGGUGGAGGUGCACGCCGGCUCCAGGGAGGAGCGCAACGCCUGGAUCCAGCUCGUCCAGGACGCCGUCGCCUCCGUGGAGAAGGAGGAAGACGAGGGUGUCCCCAGUGAGUCCGAGGAAGACAAGAGGGUGCUGGAGACGAAGGCCAAGGAGAUGAGAAACCAGCUGCGCAGGAAGGACCAACAGAUCGCCGCUCUGCUGGAGGAGAAGCUGAGGGUCUUCCAGGACAUGGGGAGCGAGGGCGGGCCCGGGGGCGGGGCCCUGUUCCGGGCCCUCGCCCAGGACACGCCUACCGGGGAGCUGGCCAUGACGGACGCCCUGAGAGAAGUGGAGAGCUUGCAGGCUCUGAUGAACACUGGUCAGGGCGGGGCAGUGGAUCACGUGGGCAGUGCUGAGUCUGUGUGGGCCCCCUGCAGACCCGAAAUCUUCAGCAGCUUUGACAGGAACCAGACGAACAACAUCUCUAAAAAUGGGGAAGCAGACUCACCGGACCUGCAGAGAACAGAGUCAGACAGUGCAUUAAAAAAGGGGGGAAACUCCAACGUCCUGCUGCUGAGGAAGAGGGACAGCGAGGUCCUCCACAGUGUGUGUCGGCUGCAUGAGCUGCUGAGCGCGCUGCAGGCGGUGGUGGUGCAGCAGGACUCCGUGCUGGAGGAGCAGCGGAGUGCACUGACCGAGCGACCCUCCUCCUCCUCCUCCUCCUCCCCCUCCUCCUCCUCCUCCUUGUCCUCCUCCUGGCGGUCCUCCUCCCUGGUGGAGCAGGAGAAGCAGCGCAGCCUGGAGAAGCAGCGGCAGGAGGUGGCCAACCUGCAGCGGCAGCAGGAGGCGCACGCCGCCGAGCGCCGUCGCCGGGAGAGCGAGUGGGAGGAGCGGGAGCGGGAGCUGACGGGCAGGGAGGCGCGCCUCCUCCAGCUGGACGAGGAGACCCGGCGCGGGUGCGGGGAGGUGCAGAGGGAACAGCAGGAGCUCCGCUGCCAGAAGGAGGAGUACCAGAGGGACCUGGAGCGGCUGAGGGAGGCGCAGAGGAGGCUGGAGAGGGACGGGGAGCAGGUCGAGCGGGAGCAGCAGCAGGCCCGGGCGGCGGAGGAGAACCGGAGUGGCAGGGCGCCCUCUAGCGCCUCGGAGGACUCCCUGCAGAUUCCCAGUCCCGUGGAGCGCAGGCUCUCCUCGUCCCCCAUAAGGGACACGCUCAUCAGGAUGGGCUCCUUACGCAAGGGGAAGACCCUGAACCCCUUCGCCUCCAACCCCGGCCACAAGGCCCCGGCCGGGGACGGGCAGAGCCACAUAUCCGGCCGCCUGCUGCAGCUGACCAAGACCAAGGAGCCCAAGGAGCCCAAGGAGAAGAAGGACCCCAAGGAGAAGAAGGAGAAAAAGAAGAAGAAGAAGGACAAAGGGCAGCUCCCACAGCCUGCAGACUCCACCCUGCUUUCAGGCUCAGAGCAGCCCGUGGAUAGAGAGAUCCUGUUCUGCUGACCUCACUCUGUCCUCCAGUAUCCCAUAAUUCUCCACUCUCGUGAGAACUGCAGCCGUUGCCUGCAGGGCCAAGCAGAUGUGGCUGGAAGCCAACGUGCCCCGUUCUCAGUGACCCUGGAACUGACGCUGGGAUUUGGAAGGCACCCUGUCCUGCGGACUGGCACAUCUCUGCACUGACUCUAGAACUUUCCGUCGGUUUUUCCUUAGCUUAAGGACACGAGAACUGUGACCAUUUAUAUGCUGAAUACUGUACAUUUUGAACUUUAGGGUAAGAAAAGGUAAAGUGAAGAAAAAAACAAGCUUACGUAAGACUAAGCUUUUUUUGCGUGACUGAGACACCAGCCUCGAACCUCCGCUUUUGACAGUUUGCAGUGGAGGAUAUUGUUUGUAGCAUAUAUAUAUAUGUGGAGUAUAAGCGGAUUGUAAAGCUCUUAAUUCUACAGCUGUUUCAGUGGGCGAGCAGCUUGUCUGGUUCCUCACAGUCUUCUUAAUGUAACCGUGUCUUCACGCUCUGCAGUCCUCUCUGUUCUGCCCCAAAGAGGAGAUACAAAUCUCACAUCUCUCUUUUUCCAUUAGCAGGUAGAAACAGACACACACAGUCUGGCUAAAGGUCACUGCUUUUAGCAGAGCUGGUUGGGAGAGAGGGGUCAGAGAGGGGCUGAGUUCUGCACACCCGGGGACAGGACUGACACAGACUGACUGAGCCUGACGCAGACUGAGACUUACGGACUUAUUGAGACUGACUGAGACUCACACAGACUUCCUGGGACUUACAGACUGACACACUGACUGAAGCUGACUGACUAACUGAGACUGACAGACUGACACAGACCAAACGAAACUACAGUUGCGGUUUGCGCUGCGAUUUGCACAGAGAAAAUAACUUGUACAGUUGACAUUAUACAGACACUCGUGAGUCACAAAUCCACCAGUCGCUCUUCAUUUUUAGCACUCCGGAAAACGCGUUUAUUCGACUCAGCCGUCGCACAUGAUGGAUCGUGUGUUUACUUCUGUGUUUCCCCUCCCUUUUCCUUCCUUUUUUGCACAUCUUCAAUGUUGAGCCUUUGACAAGCGCGUAGCACAGGCUUAUGCGAAGACUGUGCCCGAUAAAUUCAAGCAUUUUUUUUCAUUUAAUCGUGGCAUUGCCAACUGGGAUUGUACCUGAGAGAUUUGAGUCUUUCACUCCCACACACAUAGCAAUCAGAGCUGCGACUAUACAACGAGACUGCCAGACUACCCUGGACUACCGCAGACUCUGCAUCCAUGCAGCAGUCCUGCAGACUGACAAAUCACCAAACCAGGCGCUGACCCAUACCUGACAGACGGACUCGGUGACAGACAAACGGAGAGACUGGCAGGUGGAGCAGGACCCAGGACUGUUUAAAGAGCUGUUGGAUGUAGGAUGAAUCCUGUUAAAUUUGGAGCCAUCUUGUCAUACAGUCUCCUGCUGAGUUCAAGCCAAACAUUCAAUUAAACUUAUACUCCCUCUGUAUUCUGAAGUAAAAAUAAGCAAAAUCCUUUUUAUAGUCACUUCAGUGCAGUUUUUACACGGCCUUUCAAUGCUGAGCACUUUAAAAGCAUACUCUCUGUAAGAAGGGGUUGAGUUUCCUGCCACCAGAUAAAUAGCAAUUGAUUUAUUCCAUUCAAAUGUAAAACCUUUUUUAUUAAUUGAAUGGACUGAACCAAUUUUUUUUUUAGGUUUUGUUCAUUUUCGAGCUUAAAUUUAUUUAAAUAUAUUUAAAAACAUUAAUUGCAACUACAUUAAUGAAAUACUAAAGAAAUAUAGAAAAUGUGGUUCUCCUGGACAGCGGCAAUGUCAACAAUCCAAUAGAUCCAGUUUUGGCUACUUGUUUGCAUUUUUAAAGUUCACCACAUGGUGGAGCCAAAGUUCUUAAGUCAAUAUGGAUAUUUUCCACUUUAAUGGAAGCUUUAUAAACUAAAACUAAUUUAAUCAGAAAUGCAUUUUGUAAAAAUUUAAAAGUGUAAGUUAUCAUACUGAAUUUUUAGUCAGUAUACUCUCCUUUAUCUCAGCACUUAGAUGCCUUAAAUGGUGAGUUGACCACCAACCCCCUUUCCCCAGAACAUUCUACUAUGUUGGCUAAUUCUUACCCUGGUGUCUACCUGCAGGGCAGGUACAUUUUCACCUUAGACAGACAAGCAAUACCCAGUUCCUGCUUCAAAAAUGUAAGCACUUAUAAAGCUCUCUGACAGUGCAAAUCCAGGGGGCUAGUUUGAAAAUAGUUUGAUCUCUUAUUGAAAGGCUUAUAAUCCUUUGCAGCCUUACUGUUCCUUCUUGAUGAAUGGGGUGGUUCCGCCUGCUCUCUUGGGUUUCUCUGAUUGGCAGGCAUAAUGUCUGUCCUCAAGUUUCAUUCGAUGAUUUCGUUUUGUCUGUGUCUGUCCGGGGAUUGUAUUUAUGCGCCUGUCUGUGUAAAAGCUAAUUUGGAUACUG